AUGGAACUCUCAAUUGCGCAGCGUUCAGUCAACAACACGUUUUGGUCUCAAUCGCGCCUCUUCAACUCACCGGUUCAUCUCUCGCCGCGCGUUUUCCUCUCUGUACACCUCCAGCAGCGCAAGGUACAUUUGUUCUCCCAGUACCUCACAGCCCCUCGAAUGAAGUCCACGGUACCUCAUGCGGUCGGUAACAAUGGUUCUCCGUCGAUAGCCAUAGCUCACGGCGGAAGAAUCGGAGAGGUGAAGAGGGUUACCAAAGAGACGAAUGUCAAUGUGAAGAUCAAUCUGGAUGGCAGCGCCAUAGCUGAAAAUAAUACGGGCAUUCCGUUUCUCGAUCACAUGUUGGAUCAACUUGCUUCGCAUGGUUUAUUUGACGUACAUGUAAAAGCCACUGGGGAUAUUCAUAUUGAUGAUCACCAUACUAAUGAAGAUGUCGCACUGGCAAUUGGAACUUCUUUGCUGCAAGCACUUGGUGAUAGGAAAGGAAUCAACAGGUUUGGAGACUUCUCGGCUCCUCUUGGUGAAGCACUUGUACAUGUUGCACUGGAUUUAUCCGGAAGGCCUCAUUUGAGUUAUGAUUUGCAUAUACCAACAGAGAGAGUUGGAACAUACGACACACAGUUGGUGGAGCACUUCUUUCAGUCUUUAGUCAAUACCUCUGGGAUGGCACUACACAUUCGGCAGGAAAAUGUAUGCAUUUUUGUUGACCCAUUGAUCCAUCAAAACUUAUGCAAGAAAUUCUUCGAUAACGCCCAUUUAUCUAAAAAUCUACGAAUUAGCAAAAUUACCUUCACUGUUGUUAAUAGCGUGUGUUUAUCUAAUCUAUAUUUUCUGAAUGGCUGGACUCUGAUAAUCGAGAAUAGCUUGCUGGGAGGAAUUCUCACCACAUCAUUGAGGCAACGUUCAAGGCCUUUGCAAGGGCCCUUCGGCAAGCAACGGAGUACGAUCCUCGCCGUGGAGGAAGUGUGCCAAGCUCUAAAGGUGUCCUCUCUUGAUCGUGAUGCUUCAUCAAUUCUUCCAUAUUGGAUGCCAGCUCGUCCAACUAAACCUUUGAUUUUCAAAAAGGAAAAGGCGUCAAAGACUACUGCCGGUAAAUUAUCGAAUGGCCCUUGUCCUCACAUCGAUCUCCAAGCCAGUAGGAGUAAACCACCCCGCUGGCCAAGGCCUCGCCUUGGUCUUACCAACGAGGAUCACCAGCCGAGGGACCUAAGCCCUGGUCUUACGGCUCUCAAAAGGAGACUAACCUACGGGUACGUUCUAUAG
Messenger RNA from Striga asiatica, 1263 nucleotides. The record is from the annotation of a GenBank genome assembly. NCBI's taxonomy places the organism in Eukaryota, Viridiplantae, Streptophyta, Magnoliopsida, Lamiales, Orobanchaceae.